AUGGAAGGUCCUGCUCAUUGGGCAUUCUCCGUCGAGGGCAUUCCCACAAAGUCCGUUGCCUUUCAUCCUACUCUAGCAACCAUCACGCACGAGUUUCCUGUCCGUGUCCAGCCCGGUGCUUUCGCGAUCACCAUCAACAAGAUCGACCAGCAGGUCGAUCCCGAGUCCAUACGUGUUGAAAGUCUCGGCCCCGCCAAAGUAAUAGACAUCCAGCAUGCAAACGUCCUCCGAUACUCGUCCACUUGCAAACCAUCCUCUGACAUAAAACCUGGGAACGAUUCUGUAAAUCGAGAGAGGCAGCCUAUGGGUUAUGGUGGAGCUGGUGCGCAAGAUCCUCAUCGGGGGGAGUACGGACCAGCGCUCUACGAAGGGGCGAAACCGAGUAUGUUGCAAGAACAGAAUCAGAGACCUGCCCCGGAAAAGCCGACCAUAAGACCAUUACUGCCAGGGCAAGUGACUGCUCCUGCGCCUGCGUCGAGCCCUGGCACUCUACCUGGUGAUGAGGAGAACCAAGCGGGAGGAAAGACUCAGAGCAAUGAAUCAGAACUCAAGCUUCACGACCUCAACAUCAAGACGCUCUUUCCAACGGCCAAGGAUGGGCUGGAAGCCUCGAUGUACCAUGACUUUUAUCCGCCUGAUAGCAAGGUACCCGAGUCGAUCAGCCAGGGCCAUGGCCUGAGUGUAUCGUAUGAACUACCUGGCUGGCAUAUAGCUGAGCUGGACCUCCAAGCUUCAUUCACCCAUGUGAUAGUGCCCAAGAGACAUGCCGCAGCGUUCCUUCGUGCCAAGGUACAGAAUACUUCGCCUGUGAAUAUACGAUCAGGUGAAGUGAACUUAAUCGUUGACGGUACCUGUUUCGGCAAUACCAACGUCCCAAGCUGCGUACGCAACGAAAUCUUUGAACUCAACCUUGGGGUGGACAGGUUCAUCAAGGUGGCCUAUAAGGAACCUGGGAUAACACAAGCAUCAUGUAAGAUCAAGAAUACAAGAGACCAUGCAGUCAACGUUUUGGUAUUGGAUCAGGUGCCAGUUAGUGUGGACGAUCAUUUUGAUGUUGAGAUUCUGACGCCAGAGACCUUGGGGUUUCCGGGUGAUAAGGUGGAUCUCACGGAGCCGGGAAAGCCGGGAACGAAGACUGCAGAACUGGGUCGUGAUGGAGAGUCGACAUAUCAAGGCGGAUGGACAGUCUAA
Molecule: messenger RNA, 1191 nt
Organism: Aspergillus eucalypticola CBS 122712
Lineage: Eukaryota; Fungi; Ascomycota; Eurotiomycetes; Eurotiales; Aspergillaceae
Exons: 9
Coding region: 1-1191 (396 amino acids)
Source: RefSeq, a predicted model, not a curated record